GCAGGUGAAGUACCUGGGGUUGAUCAUCACCAAAGGACACCGGUCCUUGGGACCAGAGAGAAAAAGGGUGAUUUGCUCCAUGCCCAUUCCCAACACCAAGCAGAAGCUCCAGGAGUUUCUCGGGGUGGCAGGCUUCUGCUGCAUAUGGAUUCCUGGCUAUGGACCCCUUGAGUGGGGUGGUAGCCAAGACAUGGCUUUCUGGGAAAUCAAAGCACUGCUCCAAAGUGCCCCAGCACUAGGACUUCCAGAUGUCACCUGAGAAUUCAAUCUAUUCAUUCAGGAUAGAAACAAGACAGCACUUGGGGUCCUUACCCAGACCACUGGGCCUUGGCAGAGACCAGUAACAUAUAUGUCUAAACAGUUGGAUGCAGUGGCAUUAGGAUGCCCCCUUGUCUCUGAGCCUUAGCUGCCACGGUCAUUUUGAUGAAGGAAGCUGACAAGCUAACCUUAGGCCAGACUGUCCAUAUCAAAGUGCCCCACUCAGUGUCCACCCUUAUGAGCAGUCCGAGGCACCAGUGGCUCUCAAAUGCUUAUUUAACCCACUACCAAGGGCUGCUCUAUGAAAACCCAUGGGUCACCAUUGAGACUGUGCAUGGCCUCCACCUAGCCACAUUUCUACCCACAAAGGAGGGGGCCCCAGAUCUCGACUGUGAGGAGGUGGUAGAUGAAAUCUUUACUAGUUGGCCAGGCCUCAAGGACUGUCCCCUCCCAAAGGCAGACUUAAACCUGUUCACUGAUGGAAGCAGCUAUGUCCAAAAUGGGGAGAGCUAUGCAGGGUAUGCAGUCACCACUGCCAUUGAAGUGGUCGAGGCAGCCCCCUUGCCCAGAGGCUGGUCGGCACAAUCGGCAGAAUUACAUGCCCUCAUUCAGGCCCUGUGCCACAUGGAAAGCAAAGUGGCCAGUAUUUACACUAACUCUAAGUGCACCUUUGCAACUGUCCACAUACUUGGGGUGAUAUAUAAGGAAAGAGGGCUGCUCACAGCAGGAGGAAAAGAAAUGAAAAAUAAGGAAGAAAGUCUCAGACUGCUAGAGGGAGUUUGGAAGCCCAAAGAGGUAGCUGUCAUGCAUUGCAAGGGCCACCAUAGAGGAACUGAUCUUAUCUCUACAGGAAACCAGCUGGCUGACCCAGAAGCUAAGGCAGCCGCACUGCAAAAAGAGCCUGUACAGGCCCCCACCCACUUAUUCAGUCACCCCUUGGCUCCGAGAGGAUGUGGGAAAGCCAGAAUGCUCUAAGGAAGAAAACCAGUGGGCACAGCAGGAGGGAGAAAAGCAGGGUGCUGGGGGAUGGUGGCUACUCCCUGACAACAGACCGGUAGUGCCUAGGAACUUGGCUCACACCAUCGUUACUCAGUGCCGUGGUCUCACCCACCUAGGUAAAACUGCUCUGGAGACCUUAUUCCAUAGCUAUUACUAUACUGCAACCCUCCCUAAACUCUGUGCUGUAGUAAGCAAUC
Messenger RNA from Sapajus apella (tufted capuchin), 1454 nucleotides. RefSeq lists its product as uncharacterized. Gene Ontology annotation, molecular function: nucleic acid binding; RNA-DNA hybrid ribonuclease activity. Lineage: Eukaryota; Metazoa; Chordata; Mammalia; Primates; Cebidae. Bases 424 to 1233 code for a protein of 269 amino acids. The transcript has a single exon. The record is from RefSeq and is a predicted model, not a curated record.